AGCAGCAGCAGCAGCAGCAGCAGCAGCAGCAGCAGCUUCUGCUGCUGCGGGUUUUUCCUUUGCAUCUGGCCGACAGGUGCAAAUCAGCCCGCAGGCUCUAGCAAAGGCCCGCAGUUUGCUGCAGCAGCAAGACACAGAUAGCAACAGCAGCAGCAGCAGCAGCGACAACAACCAAGGAGAAGCAGCAGCAGCAGCAGCAGCAGCAGCAGCUUCUGCUGCUGCGGGCUUUUCCUUUGCAUCUGGGCGACAGGUGCAAAUCAACCCGCAGGCUCUAGCGAAGGCCCGCAGUUUGCUGCAGCAGCAAGACACAGACGCAGAUAGCAGCAGCAACAGGACUAGCUGCAGCAGCAGCAGCACCGGCAGCCAAGAAGCAAAGUCAGCAGCAGCAGCAGCAGCAGCAGGAAACGGGGAGGCAGCGCUUUUAUCAGUGCCGGCUUCGUCCCCAGUCCCUUCGGCGUCCACCGUAGUGAGCGAGCCAGCAACAGCAGCAGCAGCAGCAGCAGCAGCAGCAGCAGCAGCAGCAGCAGCAGCAGCAGGCACUCCCUCGCUGCACCGGGGGUCCCUAGGCCUGCGCAGGCCCGCCAUAGCCGGCGGGCUGCUGCCGCAGCAAAAGCGGCAGCGGGUUCCAACUAGGGGUGGCUUUAAGCCCCCUAAGAGAAUUGCCCCAGCAGCAGCAGCAGCAGCAACAGCAGCAGCAACAGCAGCAGCGCCAGAAACGGCAACGGGAGGUGCUGCUGCAGGCUUCGCACUGUCAGCAGCAGCAGCAGCAGCACCAGCAGCAGCAGUGCAGCCGUCUGCGUCUGCUGCAGCAGCAAGCAGCAAGCCUCGGUGUCUUGUGAGCCGCCGUCGGCUGCUAGAGCUCUGGUGCCGCUACAGCUACCCGCUGACCCACCUGCCUGCUGCUGCUGCUGCUGCUGCUGCUGCUGCUGCUGCUGCUGCUGCAGCGAGAAGCGAGGUGCUGCACCGCGGAGGCUGGACAGCAGCCGUGGCAGGCGGGGGCCCCUCCAGCGACCCUUCCCGCUGCUGCUUCGGAGCAGCAGCAGCAUUUGUCUUUUGCUGGCCGGGGCCCCGCGGGCAGCUGCUGCUGGGGGGCCCCCCGCAGCUGUACCAAAUGUUUUGCUGCGCCUUGCGGGAGCAGCACGAGCUGCAGCAGCAGCAGCAGCAGCAGCAGCAGCAAGUGCUGCUGCAGCGCCACAGGCUGCCUGUGGGGGCCCUCAAAAGCCACAGAACUGCUCCAGCAGCAACAACCGCCACCAGCAGCAGCAGCAGCAGCAGCAGCAGCAGCAGCAGCAGCAGCAGCAGCAGCGCGAGCCUCUCGCGCUUCGACUGGCGCUGGUUUUGCCACCACUACCGCCUCCUCGCCUUCUUCUUGUGUCUCCGUUGGCGGCAGCAAUAUUUGCUGCAGUCUUUGCGGGGGCCCCCGCCCCCGCCCCCGAGUCCGCUGCUGCUGCUGCAGCAGCUGCUGCUGCGAGCAGCAAAAGAAGCAGAAGGCUGGCGCUCCUGUCUCCGCCGCAUUUGUGAAGGAGAUGCUGCAGCAGCACUUCCUCUUGCUCUCGGCGUUCUUGGCUGGCGGGGGCCCCUAAAAGGGUCUGUUCCGGGGGCCCCCGAGAGGGGGCCCCCCGGGGGGCCCCCCCCCUGGGGGGGCCCCCUGGGGGGCCCCCCGGGGGGCCCCCCGGGGGGCCCCCAGGAGGUGGUGGGCGUGGCUGAGGUGGCUCUUACUGAUGGCUUUUACUGGAUUGUUGGAAAAGUUCAAGACUGCUUCUUAGCUGCUGCUUUGUGUCGGUCUCUGGGGAGCAGCAGAGGCGCAGGCGUGAGGGGUCCGCAGCAGCAGCAGCAGCAGCAGCAGGAGCUGCUGCUGCUGCAGCAGGAGGACUGGGGCCCCCCGCCCAUGCGCAUGCUGCGGCUGCUGCUGCAGGGGGCCCAGAUGGGAGGCGCCGGCGAGGGCUACUGCCCCCUGGAGGCCCCCGAGCGAGGCUUCCUGCUGCUGUCGAGUUGCUGCUGCUGCUGCUGCUCCCCCAGACUGCCCAAGGGCCUCGGGCUGCUGCCAAUCCCCAGGUACUUCCCGCUGCCCCUCAGGGCCCUCAAGCCAGUGGGGGGCCCCCUGCCUCUGGUGGAGGUGGUGGUGCUGCGGGUGCUGCCGCCGCACUGCCGCCUCCAGCAGCAGCAGCAGCAGCAGCAGCAGCAGCAGCAGCAGCGGCCUGUGCUGCUGUCGCUGCACGAGGGGGACAGGUGGAAGCAAGCUCAGGAGCAGCUGCUGCUUGCUGCUCACCAAGGCCCGCUCGAGGCCCUUGCCGAGCAGCUGCAGCGCUGCCGGGAGGAAAGCGCCGCAGCAGCAGAGCGCAGACUGCAGCAGAAGCAGCAGCAGCAGCAGCAGCAGCAGCAGCAGGAAGACGAUGACGAGGACGACCCGUUGGAAGCCACAAGGGAACUGGAAAGGCAGCGCGAGAGGCUGCUAGAGAAACUUGCUGCCGAGCUUGCUGCAGUGCAGCAGCAGGUCACGCAGCAGACGCGGCUGCUGGUAGUGGACGCCUUGCUGCUGCAGCAAGCAGCAGCAGCAGCAGCAGCAGCAGAAUGCAAAGGCAGCCUUGGGCCUGACGAGAAUAGGCAGCCCAAUGGGUGUGGGGCCCCACUGAGGGACGAGGGGCCUCCCGAGGACCCCACAUUCUGCCCGUGGGUGGGGGACCCGCAGCAGCAGCAGCUGCUGCUGCUGCAGCAGCAGCAGCAGAGGCCCUUCCUGCAGCAACUCAGAUUGUCCCUCGCACUUGUGCAUUUGCCUUGGACAGAAGAAACCCAAGAAGUAGUUAGGGAAGGCCGGCGUCUGCGGCUGGUGGGCCUUCGAGUGGGGGCCCCCCCGCAGCAGCAGCAGCAGCAGCAGCAGCAGAGGGGCGCAGCAGGCGCUGCUGCUGCUGCUGCAGGCAGUGCGGGCAACGCAGCAGCAGCAGCAGCAACAGCAAGGACCCUCCUCGAGCUCGAGAGCAGACGCAGACACAGAGCAGCAGCAGGACAGUACGUCAGCCUCCCCCGUCUGUAUUCCACUGUUCGCGCUGUGUUUCCCCUCUUUGGUUCUAUCUCUUUCCUUUUUGCAAAUUCAGCAAUUCAAAGGCAGCAGCAGCAGUUAGUGCCCCCGCAGGCCCUGCCUUUGCUGCUGCGUCUGCCGGCGCUCUCUGGGGCUCAUCUUAGCUGCUGCGGGUUCGGGCCCCACUGCUUGGAGGGCCGCGUGGGCAGCACAGCAGCAGCAGCAGCAGCAGCAGCAGCAGCAGCAGCAGCAAAGGACGGCAGCAGUGCAGCAUGGAAUGCCCCCCUCUGGGGCCUCGAAGUGCCUGGGGGGCCCCUUGAGCAGCUGCCCAGGGGGGCCCCCGGGGCCCUAGGCCUCGCAGGGGGCCUCCCCUAUGACCUUGUUGGUUUGCUGCUGCACCUGCAGCUAAGCUGCGGGGUCCAGGGGCAGCAGCAGGGGCCCCGCGGGGCCCCGCAGGGGGGCCCCCCAGAGGCUGAGGGGGCCCUCUACUUAAUGACUGGGGGCCUCCAGAUUUGCUGCGUGCAGCUGCGGAGUGGGGGCCCCCCUGAGGGCAGCAGCAGCAGCGCUUCCCAAGUGCCCCGGUUCCUGGAGCCUGCCCGUGCUGCGCUGCAGCAGCAGCAGCAGCAGCAGCAGCAGCAGCAGCAGCAGCAGCAGCAGCAGCAACGGUUUGCCUGCGCGUGCAUCGAGGGAGUCGAGUUUGAGAGGUAUGAUGUUGCUGCUAACUUCUGGGUCUUCAGGGGAGUGACUCCGCUGCUGCAGCUGGCAGUUGGUGCUGCUGCUGCUGCAGUUAAGCAGCCGCUGCUGUCGCAGGAAGCAAAGGCGCUGCAGGCCGCCGUUGCUGCUGCUGCAGGUGCAGCAGCCACGGCAGCAGCUGCAGCGAGCGCCGCAGGCGGCGCUGCUGCCAGUUCAGCAGCAGCGGCUCCGCCAGCUGCUGCUGCUGCUGCUGCUGCUGCACUUGUUGCUGCAGCUGCUGCUGCAAGGCACCGCGUACUGCAGGUGACCCUAGCAGCUCGGGGCUUCUGA
Messenger RNA from Eimeria necatrix, 4039 nucleotides. RefSeq names its product BRCA2 repeat-containing protein, putative. The transcript has 3 exons. Gene Ontology annotation, biological process: regulation of DNA-templated transcription; double-strand break repair via homologous recombination. Lineage: Eukaryota; Apicomplexa; Conoidasida; Eucoccidiorida; Eimeriidae. The record is from RefSeq and is a predicted model, not a curated record. The annotation marks the transcript as partial. Gene Ontology annotation, cellular component: nucleus.